ACACAGUUACACGACAACAUUGUUCUAAUUAAAUUGCAGCUUUAAGCUCUAUCUCUGUCUCUUCCCUUUUUUAAUUUUUUUUAUUCGGUUCUUUGUUUAUCAUCAAAGCAAAUCUAUCCCAGUUCCUUUUACAUCCAAUAAUGGCAACUCUCUCUGCUUACUCAUCGCCACCGUGGCCAAAUCCCGAUACUAACCCUGAAACCAAUCUCGUUAAUCCAGACGACGUCGUCGAAGGACUCGACUCGCCGCCACCUAACUCGCAAUCCUCCUACGAUUCACUUUCUUCAAUCAUGCCUCAAGAUCACUGCCUCCCCGAUCACUCUAACCCUAACCCUAAUUUCCACCCUCACCACCACCACGACUCAUCUCCGACCACCGCGCCUUCUUUGCCGCCGAUUAACCUACUUCAUCUAUCCUUCAAUCAGGAUUUCGGCUGUUUUGCUGCCGGUACGGACCAUGGAUUUCGAAUUUAUAACUGCGAUCCUUUUAGAGAGAUUUUCCGUCGUGACUUUGAUCAAGGGGUGAACGGCGGUGGCGGUGGAGUCGGUGUUGUUGAGAUGCUGUUCCGUUGUAAUAUCUUAGCUGUCGUUGGCGGAGGUUCCGACCCGCAAUAUCCGCCUAAUAAGGUGAUGAUUUGGGACGAUCAUCAGAGUCGAUGCAUUGGGGAGCUGUCGUUUAGGUCUGAGGUUCGAUCAGUGAAAUUAAGAAGGGAUAGGAUUAUUGUGAUUCUCGAACAGAAAAUUUUUGUUUAUAAUUUUGCAGAUUUGAAAUUGUUACAUCAGAUUGAGACCAUUGCGAACCCUAAAGGUCUUUGUGCUGUUUCACACGGUGCGAGUUCUUUGGUUUUGGUUUGCCCUGGACUGCAGAAAGGGCAAGUUAGGGUUGAACAUUAUGCGUCGAAAAGGACUAAGUUUAUAAUGGCUCAUGAUUCGAGGAUUUCGUGUUUUGCUCUUACUCAGGAUGGGCAGCUGUUGGCUACUUCUAGCACCAAGGGUACUCUUGUUAGAGUUUUUAAUACUGCUGAUGGGUCUCUCUUGCAGGAGGUAAGGAGGGGUGCAGAUAGAGCAGAAAUAUAUAGUCUGGCAUUCUCUUCAACUGCCCAGUGGCUAGCAGUCUCAAGUGACAAGGGCACUGUCCAUGUUUUCAACCUUAAGACAACUCCUGGAUCCCUAGGGACUGAUAGGUCACGGAACACUACUGACCCUAACGGUGGUGUUUCAACGCCCACUUCAUCCUUAUCUUUCUUUAAAGGUGUUUUACCCAAGUAUUUCAGCUCAGAGUGGUCAGUGGCUCAGUUUCGCUUGGUUGAGGGAUCACAGUACAUUGUUGCUUUUGGUCACCAAAAGAAUACAGUGGUAAUACUUGGAUUAGAUGGGAGCUUCUAUAGAUGUCAAUUUGACCCGGUGAAUGGCGGAGAGAUGACUCAAUUGGAAUACCACAAUUUCUUGAAGCCGCCGGAAGCAGCAGCCUUCUAAAAAGACAUCGACAUGUUUUAGUGCCUUGAGAAGGAGAUGUGUUUAUAUAAAGUAUUUUUCAGUUUUUCUUUUGGGGCAUUAUACUAAUUAAUUUUAUUUAGAUCCUGUAUCUCUAUUGUGAAUAUGUAAUUAUGGAUCUGUACAGUAUGUUUCAAGAGAGAAAAAAACAACAACAAAAAGGUGUUUAAUUUCUCUGUUUAUACUGUAAUUAAAUAGUAUCUAUUUGAAACCAUGACUGUUCUAUCAUUUA
Molecule: messenger RNA, 1725 nt
Organism: Mercurialis annua (annual mercury)
Lineage: Eukaryota; Viridiplantae; Streptophyta; Magnoliopsida; Malpighiales; Euphorbiaceae
Product: autophagy-related protein 18a
Exons: 4
Coding region: 141-1475 (444 amino acids)
Biological process (GO): nucleophagy; autophagy of mitochondrion; protein localization to phagophore assembly site
Cellular component (GO): cytosol; phagophore assembly site membrane; extrinsic component of membrane
Molecular function (GO): phosphatidylinositol-3,5-bisphosphate binding; protein binding; phosphatidylinositol-3-phosphate binding
Source: RefSeq, a predicted model, not a curated record